Molecule: messenger RNA, 871 nt
Organism: Drosophila novamexicana
Lineage: Eukaryota; Metazoa; Arthropoda; Insecta; Diptera; Drosophilidae
Product: gametocyte-specific factor 1 homolog
Exons: 3
Coding region: 281-802 (173 amino acids)
Source: RefSeq, a predicted model, not a curated record
GCUCUUUCCAAAAUUGGAAUAUAAUUUAAAUAAAAACUUUUUCAAUUUUCCCAUUGUAUUAAUUACAGAAAACAUUCCUUAAAUUCUUAUACAAAAGUAACGCCUCCAAUUUUGCUUACUUAACAGAAAGAGUUAACGGCAAUUUGUUUUAACAGCGCGCCACGGGUCGCUGUUAUUAACAUUUUAACUAUAUGUUAGCCGAACUGUUAAGCGUAUCGCAGCACAAGCUUAGCUAGGAUAUUAUUAAAUAAUAAAAAAUUAGGAAUUUAUAGCGCCAAAAAUGUCCUCUGAACACAACGAUCCCAAAGAUUCGAGCUUCCCCUCGUCGCCCACCGCCCAAAUAGCUGUAGAGUUGAAGCCCCCCGUGGACACAUAUAUAAAGUGUCCUUAUGACGCCGGGCAUCGCAUUUUGCGCAGCCGUUUAUCCUGGCACUUGACCAGAUGCGCUCGCAAUCAUCCCGGCAGCAAUAUGAUACGCUGCCCCUUCAAUAUCACCCAUGUGGUGCAUAGCUCCGACAUGGACUCGCAUAUUAAGAACUGCUCGAGCCGAAUUGACUUCGAGAGAUUUCAAAAUCCCGACGUGUUGCCGCCCAAAGAGCCAAUUGCCUCGCCCGUUCCCUUGGUGGAGUCCUCCGAGAACUGGGAUGAUGAGCCCCCGGUGGAAACCUACGAUCCGAGAGCCUACUGUGAGCAGAACCUCGUGAUACGCAGCUUAGUCGGUGCGCCGCCAGCUUCGCGGCGCGUUUUUCGCGAACUCGAGCGAAAGCGUUUUCAGCAAAUUAGCCAAGGCAAGAACAACUAAAAUGUGAUUUAUACAUACAUACAUGCAAACAUACACAUACAUACAUCAUUUUAUGUACAUAAAUUUCAA